UUAAUAAACAAUGAAUCCUCAUACAUUUGCUUUCGUGAUGAUAAACAGCCCUAAUUUUAGUUCCUAUGACUUUAGUUUCUGGUGACGAAUAUUGGCGUCAGUUGUAAAGCAAGACCAGUGACGAACAUAUGGGUAAUCGUGAAACCGAGUCACGAAUAAAUAUGAAAACUCAUACUAUAUAGUUACGAAUUACGAAUUUCGAAUUUAUUAUACAAUAAGAAACUGGAAUGACUCACGAACAAUUCUGAAAAUAUAUUGAAGAGAAAUAGUGUCCUCAGAUGGUGCUGUAUAGAAAAAGUAUUAAAAUUUAAUUUUACUGUACAGGUCAUCAACCAUCACUGGAAUUAUUCUAUAGUAUGAGUGAAGUUUCUAAUGCUGAAUUAACAUAUGACUAUAUUCCAUUAGACAUUAAAGUACCAAACGUUGCAGUGACAAUAAUAAUCAUGGCUAAUGAACGAUUGCUUUGAGAUCAAUCACAAAGCUCUGGAAUCUACUGUGAAAAAACUUGAGUACUGAGAAGGUACUGAGAAAUUAAUGAAAAGAUACCAGAAGACUUCAAUAACUUAUAAAAAGUAGAUUUUCGACAUAAGUGUGAAAAUAAAGUUACCAAAUUAGAGGAAAUUAUCAGUAAUUAAAGUCUAGUGAUGUUAACUUCAAAUGCAUCAAGCUUUUGAAAGUUAUUGUAAAAACAAUAGAAAAAAUUAUAAGUUAAUAAUGGAAGAACUAUAAAGAUUCUAGAUCCUACCUUCUGUGAAAAUUAAGCUUUUGGAAGAAAAUGACAGUUUUGGCCAAAAUGGAAGUCUCUGAUCUAUAAACGUUCUUAAAAUAUAAACUUUGGCGAAAAAUCAAGUUUCAGAGCUACGAUACAAGUGCCGACCAAUAUGGAGGACUCCACCCACACCCCAAACGCCCAUUGGACCAUCUGGGCGUGGAACAAGUCCGAAAGCUCUCCCGAUGACCUCACGCAAGACUUCCUGCUCCUGACGAGAUCCAGCACUAGGGAGAACGCCUCUGUCCUCUGGCCUAACAGCUCCCUCCGGGGGGAGAACCUUGACAUCUGGGAGCUCUCUCCUGAAGGAGGGUUAGAUAACCAGUCCUUCGCCCUCGGCAGUAACCUGACUGGCAAUGAGACCGAGUACCUGCCCUACAACCUCCGCCCGGAGACUUACCUGGUUCCUGUGCUCUUCGCCAUCAUCUUCCUGACGGGGGUGAUUGGCAACGGAGCUCUCAUCUUCAUGUUUCUGAAGCAUCCGAAGCUGUGGAGCGCCCCAAACAUCCACCUGGUGUCCUUAGCAGCCGGUGACCUCCUAAUGGUACUACUGACUGUUCCCUUCACGUCCAUGGUUUACACAGUACCCUCGUACCCAUUCGGCGAGUCAGUGUGCCGGGCAUCCGAAUUCGCCAAGGAUCUCAGCCUGGGCAUCACCGUCUUCACCCUGACUGCCCUGAGCGCGGACCGAUACCUGGCCAUUGUGAGACCCGUCUCCACCCACGUGUCAGAGCACGCCCGGAAGAUCGCCAUAGGCUUAGCCAUUGGCAUAUGGGUGCUGUCAGCCAUCUUGGCAGCCCCCGCAGCCGUCUUCUCCCAAGUCCCUGUCUUGUUCACCCCCAGGGGAGACGAAUUCUACAUCUGCACCCCAUUUCCAAAGCACCUAGGGGAGCUGUACCCGAAAAUCCACACUCUUGUCAGGGUCACACUAUACUACCUGCUUCCGCUGUCCCUCAUCGGGUUCUUCUACGUCAUGAUGGCGCACCAUCUCCUUGUGUCCGCCAGACACCUUCCCGGAGAGGGCGCGGGCGCCGCGGGCCAGCAGAGGCAGGUCCAGGCCAGGAGGAAGGUGGCCAAGAUGGUACUGGCCUUCGUGAUCAUCUUCGCCAUCUGCUUCUUGCCCAUCAACAUCUACAUCCUGUGGUGGCACUUCUGCCCGAGUUCCCAGGACGACUACAACGUCUACUGGCACUCCUUCAGGAUAGUCGGCUUCUGCCUCUCCUUCAUCAACUCCUGCAUCAAUCCCAUCGCCCUGUACUGCGUGAGCGGGACCUUUCGGAAGUACUACAACCGCCACGUCUUCUGCUGGUGCGUCAGCAGGAGGAAGCUGCAGCGGGACUUCGACGGGACGGAGUGCACCCAGGCGUCGAGGUGCACCCAGAGGACUGUGGAGAUGCCCCUGAGUGUGAUUGGUGCUAAAAAUGGCGCCCAGCCCGCAGCCCCGCAUCGCCUCACUCUCACGAACACGGCCGUCCUCACCUCCAAACCUUAUCACAAUCCAUCGUCUAUAGUAUGAUCGCUUUCGUCUCCUCGGCCUUCUGGGACUUCUACAUAGUAGAUGUAUGUAGAUCAGCUUCUUAGUCUCAUCCCUGUACAAUAACUGUUAUGCAACCACUUAUACACCUUUCUUUGUCAUUUUCUUUCUUUGCUCACUGUAAAUAGGCCUCCAGUCCAAACCACAGUCCAUUAUAUAGUGUAAGAUCUCAUUUGGAACAUCCUUUAGUAGUGAUUUUAUAGAUUCAAUAGACGCUCAUCCAACCAUUAUCAUGAUACAUUGCCUAAUACUUUGUCUUUGACUUUAACAUACUUUUUAAUCUCUUGGUAACCAUUUCCUGUCAUCACUACAUAUCCUUUAUUGUAAGAUCUUAAUCAUCUUCAAAUCCUAUCGUAAAUUGUUAUAGAUUUCGAUGAAUAGCCAGCCAAUCCUACACUGGUGAAAUUGCCAUUCAUUUCUAUGUAUUAAUGUCCAGUAUAUGUUCAGUGAGUAAAAUCACAGUACAAUCAGUUCAGACACAUGAAGAAAAUAUUGCACUGACUCACAUGAUCGCAUUUGUGUAUCCCAGAAAACGUAGUGCUGUGCAUAAAAUGUACAGAAAUAUAAUCAUAUAAACAGACUGCAUCAGAGGUUCACAGACAUCCGCAAAUAAGUGAUUUUUCUUCUUGUUUAAGUCUUAGUGAGGGCUUCUUGGCACAGUGAUCGCAAGUGUUCCAUGUGUGGGGAUGUGUAUUCUGAACCAUCGGUUGUAAAUAUACGUUUUACAAGAAACUAUCGAAGUAUGAAUAACAGGUAAUCUGGAAAACACUCAAAACUGAGGCCAUGACUAUAGUAGAUUCACAUCAACCGUGCAUUUGAUGUCUAGGCCAGUCCCUUACGACGCUCCUGAUUGGCUGUUGAUAAGCCAAUCACAGGGCUGGAAACUCUCAGCCUCCCUCGAGAGUUCACAUAGGUAGGAUCUAUGUUCCACGACUCCUGAAAGACGUACACCUCAGGAGAGGUGGAACAUACAUCCUGCCUAUGUGAACUCUCUCGAGAGACUGAGAGAUUCCAGGCCUGUGAUUGGCUUAUCAACAGCCAAUCAGGAGCGUCGUAAGGGACUGGCCUAUACAUCAAAUGCACGGUUGAUGUGAAUCUACUAUGGUCAAAGAACGUUGUCACAUUAUCAGAUCACGAUGAAAAGCAUUUGUGUAAAUAGGAACUGGCCGGAUUUAAGUGAUCCUAACUGGAAAUGCAAAAACUACUUAAAUUCGAAAACGAAUAUGAAGUGUAUUUGGUACUAGACCUCUUCAACUCUGCCAGGAAUUGAAUCAUGAUAACGACUGUUAGAUGCUUCACGCCCCAUGAGCUGUAAAACAUAUCAUUUCUUAAGUGUAAAUAUGUAUUCAUCUUUGUGAAAGAAACGCUUAUAUAUCUUCAUCGUAUUCUGCAUUCACUGUAUCGUGGUUUGUCACUGUCAUUAUAAAACCCUUCCCACACUUCGAUGAAGAAGAUUGAUUGGUUGCAAAUUUAUCUGGGCAGCCAUAGAGAUCAAUAGAGCAACUGCCAUGUGCCAAUCAUUCUUAAACACUUCACUGAAUGUUCAAUAUUUCUCAUAGACACUGCUGAUUGGGUGAAUGGUGAUGAACUGGUGUAAGAAGGAUCCUGAUCAUUAAAACAAGCCAGUCUGAUGUCUAUCCAAUCAAUCUUAUACAAGACAGGCAGCCACUUAGCCGACUAAAGUGCCACUGAAAUCAUUAAAAAUGUCAUUUAAAACUUUCGAAAUGUCAUCUCAAACAUUUAAAAUGUCAUUUAAACCAUUUGAAUGCCAUUUAAACCAUCUAAUGCAAUCUAAACCAUUUGAAAUCCUAGUUUAUCACUUAAAACGUCAUUUAACCACUUAAAUGCCAUUUGAACCAUUGAAAAUGCCAUUUAAAACAUUGAAAAUACCAUCUAAACCGUUUAAAAUGUCAUUCAAUCCAUCUAAAAGGUCAUUGGACCAUUUAAAACCUCAUUUAAACCAUUUAGAAUAUCAUUUAAUAUUCAAAAUGCUAUUUGAACCAAACAAACUGUUUUAAAUUAGUUUAAAGGUCUUUGUGGGCGGGGUUAAGGGACACGCUGAAUCCUUUAGCCCCGCCCACUUUUCAUUUGAAGACUUUAGAGAGCAAAAAGGGAGGAUGUAAGUGAAAUAUGUGAUUCAAUCUGUUGUUGCUCAUGUAGUUGUGUGUAAUGCUGUUGAUGUUUCAGUGUUAAAUAGUCAUUCUAGAUUGCUUGUGCCUCAUUAGGUUGGUUAAGUGCUUUUUGCAAAGACUGUUUGGGUGUUCAAUGUCACUCUAUUUUUUUAUGGGGAAUCUUUGUAUCUAUGUAUAAAUAAUCAGUGAGUGUAUAUAUACACAUAUAUAUGUAUAUAUAUGUAUAUAUACAUACAAAUAUAUCAAUGUGCAUGUGAAUAUGCAUAUGUGUCCGUAAUAGACAAAUAUCAUGUAUAUAACUGUGAAAAUGCUGUAUAUGUAUAUAUAUACACGUGUUGUUAGGUUUUGAAAUAUAAAACAUUAUAUUACUUGUCCUCUGUUUUCUGAAAGAGCUAUAUGAAUAAAUCUAUGAAUAUAUAGAGAGCUAUUUAAAUAAAUGAAAAUUUACAUAUUAUAUAUACCGUAAGUGUGUGUGUGGGUGUGAGUGUCUCCGUGCACAGGCUUCCUUAUGUACCUGCUGUGAUUGCUGUGAUGAAAACACGUCUCAGAAAUAAAUAGAAGAGAUCCACGUUGCAGAAGGAGUGGAAUAUUCAACCUGAAUAACACGAGGAUUACGCAGAAUAUGGAAGAAUAUUUCCCAGGAGUUUAAAGGUAAAGAUAAACCAUAAGAAGUAUAUAAAAAAAAGAAGGUAUGACGACCGUUGCAGGAAAACUUGGAAUAAAUGUCAC
This is a messenger RNA of Macrobrachium nipponense, 5164 nucleotides long. Its product is annotated as neuropeptide CCHamide-1 receptor-like. Gene Ontology annotation, biological process: G protein-coupled receptor signaling pathway. The record is from RefSeq and is a predicted model, not a curated record. NCBI's taxonomy places the organism in Eukaryota, Metazoa, Arthropoda, Malacostraca, Decapoda, Palaemonidae. Gene Ontology annotation, cellular component: plasma membrane. The coding region runs from base 882 to 2285 and encodes 467 amino acids. The transcript has 2 exons. Gene Ontology annotation, molecular function: neuropeptide receptor activity.